Molecule: messenger RNA, 2283 nt
Organism: Paramecium tetraurelia
Lineage: Eukaryota; Ciliophora; Oligohymenophorea; Peniculida; Parameciidae
Exons: 2
Biological process (GO): phosphorelay signal transduction system
Molecular function (GO): phosphorelay sensor kinase activity
Source: RefSeq, a predicted model, not a curated record
AUAUUUGAUAAGAUAGUAAAGAAAAAUGAAUGUUAUUAAAUAUAAUAAAAAAUUAAAGAUGAAUUGAAAUUAAAAAGAUAUUCAAACUUGACUAGUCUAUCUAAAUCAUAAAAGAAUAUUCUUAGUUAAGGCUCUUCAAAUUAGAUGCUCUAAUUAUAUUAGAAUCUUAUUAAUCUAUUUCCCUAUGGAAUAUUGAUUAUUAAUCAACAAUAAUCAAUCAAUUACAUUAAUAAUAAAUGUGAAAAGAUAUUAGAAUGCUAAGGGAGUGAAUAAGUAUUGGAAAAAGUGAAAAUUUGUGUCAAUAGUGCAAAAAUGCAAGAAAAUGUAAGUGAAACAUCAAACAGAUAAUAAAGGAAGCAACAUCAUUAUCAUUUCCUUCAAUAAAUAGUAAGAAAGUUAUAAUUAGCUAAUACGCCAGUUGAUAUUUUAGACAUUAUAUUAUCUCCUUAGAAAUACUUUGGAAUUCUAGGACAAAAGGAAAUGUAAAUUUACAAAGACUUUUAAUCAUCAUUUCAUUAGCAGAUAUUUAUAUAUGAAUGGAUACUCAAAUCAGAACUAUUAUCGAGUAAUUCUUAAAAGAGAUUGAAAUUAAUAAUUAUACCAACUUUUAUGACUAAUCAAUAAUAAGAAUACAUUUCAGCUUCUUCAUAAAUUCGGUCUUCAAGCAAAAGUCACAUUUCAAAUUCCAAUAAUGAUAAAGAAAAUCCUGUUUUGCUCAUUAUAAUUAAAAAUGUAACUCAUAAAUAUAAAUGUAAAUAAAUGAGGGAUGAAUCAAUUAUCAAUCAUAGUUUAAUUAAAUCAUUUUCGCAUGAAUUAAGAACUCCUUUGAAUAGUUGCAAUCAAAUGCUGAAUAUCAUGAAAUUAGAGUAACCAUCAAAAGAAAUUUAAGAUUAUAUUAAUAUAGCAUAGUGUUCAAUUGCAUUAUUAAUUCAUCAAAUUAAUGAUAUUUUGGAUUACGCUGCUUUCCAAUCUUAUUAAUUUCAUUACAAUAUUGGAAAUUUUACAAUAAAUUAAAUUAUAGAGGAAAUCGACCACUUAUAUAAAUUAUAGGCUUAAUAAAAAAAUAUUAACUUUAAAAUCAAAAUCUCAAAUUGUUUAGAUGAAAGGAAUUUUCGCAAUGAUAAGCAAAGAAUUGUAUAGUUAUUGGUGAAUUUUUUAAAUAACUCAAUCAAGUACACCCAUGAAGGAGGUAGAAUUAAUUUAAAUAUCAAGGAUGUUUCUCCAUAAUAUAUUAAUUUUAAAGUGAAAGAUAAUGGAAUUGGAAUUGACGAUCAUAAACUCAACUAAAUUUAAAACAGUUUACUUGAUACAAAAGAAUUUGGGGCUGUAUUGAAAUCCCAUACCUCAAGUAAACAAGCAGGUUUAGGUUUAGUCAUUGCAGCAAGACUGAUUGAGGGUUUAACCGAAUCUAAGGAUAAUAAAUUAAUUAUCACUUCAAAAAAAAAUAAAGGGACAACAGUUGAAUUUCAAAUUGAAGACUUGUAAUAAGAAAAGAAUAUCUUAUCUUCUCAUUUACCAAAUCAAUAAAGUGAAAAGCUAUCCCGUCUGGCAAAUCAAUAGAGCGAAAAGAUAACCCAUUAGGCCAAUCAAUCUGAAUCUAACAUUUAAACUCAACAUUAACAAAAAAUUGUAAUAUUGAAUAGCAAAAAUUAGAAACUUGAAAAUGAUAAGGAUUUCCAAGAAGUAAAAUCUGAAUCUUUUAUGACUUUAAGACUCAAUGAUUCUGAAAAAUAAAAUUAAAUUUUACUACCCAUAAGUCCAGACUAUUUUUCAAAAAAGAAUCUGGAAUAUUAUAAUAAUCUAUAAAAUUAAUUUCAAUCUGAUUUCUCUUAAAAUGAAGAUAUACUUUGUUAAAAUUGUGUUCACAUUCUCAUUGUAGAUGAUAUACCUUUUAAUUAAAUAGCCUUAAAAAUGAUUCUUAACAAAUAUAAAAUUCAAGUUGAUUAAGCAUUUGAUGGAUUUCAAGCAGUUGAAAAAGUCAAACAAAAGAUGUUCAAACAUUGUUCAGCCUAUAAAUUAAUUUUUAUGGACAUCGAAAUGCCAGGGAUGGAUGGUUUUCAAACAAGUAAAUAUGUAACUAAUUAAUCUAAUAUGCAGAUCCUUGAAUUGACUUCUAAUCAAGCCUUUAUUGUGAUAUGUUCGGCAUAUGAUACCUAAGAAAAUAUUCUUUAAGGAAAGAUUAUUGGAAUUAAUACUUUUAUCCAGAAGCCUGUUAAAUAAGAAUAACUGAAUGUAGUACUUAAAACAGUCUUUAAAAUUGAGACUAAUUCCAAUUUUCUUUGA